Messenger RNA from Lottia gigantea (owl limpet), 225 nucleotides. RefSeq lists its product as hypothetical. Gene Ontology annotation, molecular function: protein binding. The annotation marks the transcript as partial. The transcript has a single exon. NCBI's taxonomy places the organism in Eukaryota, Metazoa, Mollusca, Gastropoda, Lottiidae. The record is from RefSeq and is a predicted model, not a curated record.
UGCCAAUGGUGUCCAGUCGGGGAGUUUUUGGUGACCCAGUGUGAGCGAGACAGAGAAGCUUCAAUUUGUGAAACAUGUCCUGAAAAACAAUUCAGAGAUAAACCUAACAAUAAGACUUGUUGUAAUGAUUGCACAUUCUGUGCACUAGGAAAAGAAAUAGUCAAAAAUUGCACCAAAACUAGUGACACAGUUUGUAAGUGUCCUCCAGGCAAACAUUGGCAUGAU